This is a messenger RNA of Cordyceps fumosorosea ARSEF 2679, 1782 nucleotides long. RefSeq lists its product as hypothetical. NCBI's taxonomy places the organism in Eukaryota, Fungi, Ascomycota, Sordariomycetes, Hypocreales, Cordycipitaceae. The transcript has a single exon. Bases 1 to 1782 code for a protein of 593 amino acids. The record is from RefSeq and is a predicted model, not a curated record.
AUGUCUCUCAAAGACAAGCUCUCCUCCACAUUGCCCCCCUCCAGCAUGUCUCUCAAGCACAAAAUCUCCUGCUUAUUGCCCUCCUCCAAGACGCCCAUCACCAAGGAAAAAGUCUCCUCGCCCCUCGCAGCCGAUCCCUCGCUCCUCCACGACCACCUCCUCCCGCCGCAGCUCCUCCCGGCCCUCGAGUACACCUCCGCCCGCCUCGCCCGCCAAUCCCUCCACCUGACCCUCAUCGUCACCCGCCGCGACUAUCAGCACUCGCCCCUCGGCUCCCCGGCCCUCGGCUCCCCGGCCACCACGCCGUCUAAGAGCCGCUUCGCCCGGCACUUGCACCUCCCGCGACGGGGUAGCCGGGUACAACUGGGACCGUCCUCGCCUGCGACGCCCGCCUCGUCCAUGCCGACGUCUCCCCGAUCCGUAUACCCUUGCUCCCCGCCCUACACGCCCUUGUCGCUCGACUUUUCGCGCGCCGCGCCGCAGCAGCUGCCGCUCUCGCCGCGGUCGCCGAUGUGGCCGCUGACGCCGAUGACGCCGCUGUCCCCGCCGCUUCCGAAGACGCCGCUGUCUCCGCCGUGGCCGAUGACGCCCUCGACCGACGGGGGGCCGUCCCCCUCUUAUCUCGGAAUCUCCCCCACACCCCAACACGGCGUGCGGCUCAUCUACCGCGGGGACCUAGAACCGGAAGCCGAGCGUGCACUACAAGCGGCCCUCGCCAAAGCCGGCCGCAAGUACGGCGGUGCGGCGCGCCUCGCACCGGCCCUCAGCACGGUCGCCUGCGGCUCCAGCAGCAAAGCCCUCUUCAACAACUCCGUCGGUCAGGGCGACGUGCUCUUCUCAUCCUCCGGGCUGACCGUGGUCGCGCCCGACCGCCUGUACAGCCUCAAGGCGGCGCUGUCGAGCUACGCCCGGACGGGCGCGCGGCCGCGCCUCGAGGAGGCUGUCGACGAGCUGCGCCGCUACGUGCUUGCCGACGGUAAGGUGCAAAAGCCGCUGCUGCGGUCCUACGACUGGCUGGGCGUGUCGGACGAGGCGCUCGCGGACCUCGACGGCAUGUACCGGUGCGUGUACGGUGGCAGCGGCAUGCAGGGCGACAUCGACGACAUGCCGUACUUCCCACCGGUUCCCGAGGCGGCGCUGGUGUCGGCGUUUUCCGACGACGAGGAUGACGAUGACAGCGACGGCGACGACGAGGACAAAAGAGAGGAAUCGGGAUGCGAACGAGACAAAGAUGGCGAAACUGAAUAUCAUGAUCAGGACAGCGGCGUGUACGUCCAAGAGCGCCCGGAUAGCCCGACAUUGCACGGCCCCGCAGAGGACAUCCCGGACAUCACCACCACCACAGCCACUCCAGUGUCUGCGUGCUCUGCAUCGCCCAAGAUGCCCCUGCUGCGCUUGCAGACGUCCUUUGCCAAGACCCGCGCCCGCCGAUCUUCCUCAGCGGACGACGACGACACGGGACGACGGCAACCCGAAGGAGAAGAGGAUGGCGCCGCGGUGACGGCGCUGCCCGAAGACGACGAGGCCGGCCAGGAGGCGACCUCGGCCACGAACCACCACCAGCCCCGGCGUUGCACACGAUCCACCUCAAUCGACCAGCUCAUGCUCAGCCCGACGGCGGCAGCGGAUCAUCUUUUACCGCCGCCCUCGCGGGACCAGGACAUCCCCGUGACGCCCAAUGGCUACGACGACAUCUCGCCCAUCACGCGAGGCGAGUGGGGGCUGUUCCUCGUCAAUCAAGGGUUUAGGAGUGCCAGGACCGUGGCCGUGACGACGUGCUGA